Toxotes jaculatrix (banded archerfish) is the source of this 1555-nucleotide messenger RNA. RefSeq names its product myelin basic protein a (gene mbpa). The record is from RefSeq and is a predicted model, not a curated record. Lineage: Eukaryota; Metazoa; Chordata; Actinopteri; Toxotidae. The coding region runs from base 134 to 532 and encodes 132 amino acids. Gene Ontology annotation, molecular function: structural constituent of myelin sheath. The transcript is spliced from 6 exons.
UGAGCAUCAGAAGGGCUGCAAACCACCCUGAAGGAUCAGCAGAGCCGGGUGUUGGCACUGUGGGCUGUGGACUGGCUUGGAAGAGGACUACUGAUUAGAUAGACAACCCCACCCAACCUCAACAACAGAUAGCAUGGCUACAGCGAGCACCUCAGGGCAGAGCACCUUCGGGCUUGGGAGGAAAAAGAAGAACCCUGGACUCAUGGAUCAGAUUAGCAAAUUCUUUGGAGGAGACAAAAAGAAAAGGAGCAAGGGGUCGUUCCGGGGUCACCUGGCUUCCUCACCCCAGCAAUCCUCUGCUCGCCGCCGGACCAAUGAAAAUGCUGUGGUGCAUUUCUUCAGGAGCAUUGUUUCCUCUCCUCGUCCUAAAUCCAGGUGGAGAGAUGUCUUGGGCUUGGCCUCGACGCCGCGUGCCGAGAGCACAAAGUCACCGGUCAGAAGACGCAGGGACCAAAGCGCACUGUCCAGAAUCUUCAACCUGGGAGAAACCAAGUCCCGUCCACCCCCCAAACGCUGGAGCACCAUCUUCUAAGCUCUCCGCCGAGGACCAAACCACAGAUCCAACGUCAAUGGGAGGAGAAACAGAUCUGCAAGGGGCGGACUCACAACCUCAAGAAAUGUUAACUCACUAACACAAAACUUGUGUAUCUUUAGACAGUGACCCAACAUUGACACGGUAUAAAAUCCACUCUCCAGGGAUGUAGGUGGUCACUGUGCCAGUUUUCUCUUUAAUCCUACUUCUGAGGGUAUCUUGUCUUAGUCAUUAUUUAGCUGUUUAUGAGAGGUUUGGUUAUGCUUUCAGCAACAUAUCCUACUGUAAAAAUCACCCAUUUGAGUACCUUGGUCUGAUGGUGCUAUUGUCUGCUGUCUGCUGUCUGAGGUUUGUUCAUGGCAGAUGUUUGUUUUUCUAUUUGUCUCCUGUCGUCUGCAUUUUGUACACAAGUGACGCUUCCUGUAUCUCGCUGCUUUCAAGAAACACGACUCACACGCAAAACCAACCGCUGUUUCUGUUUCACAUGUGAAAUCAUGAAGGAGAGUGAUCCUGUUUGUGCUUGAGUGAAACACAUGUUGCCAAAAAAUGCAUUUGAAAAUACAACUAUAAGAGCAGAAUGGGAUCUAAUGUUGUUUUCAUGUAACGGUUUUGUUUCCUUAUGCCUCAGUGUAAUUAAUAAACAUGUACAGUAUGAUGCUGUCCAAGUCUUUCAAAUGAAAAGAAUAAAAUGCCCUUUUUAAAUGCACUGUUACAUAACAGAACACGUUCCUAAACACAACUGGUCUGCUGUCUUUCCCAUUUAGCAGCUUUUGCAUCUAUCUCAUUUAUUAUUACCUAAAUUAAGUUUGAAGUUUUAAUGUCAUUUGUGUUUUAUGUAAAAGGUGACAGACACCAGGUUUGUUGUAACUGAUGGUCAGAUCGUAAGUGGUUCAGUGGUUUAAGGCGGAAGCAGCCAGAUGGCACGAGGAGUUUAGUACUGAAGGACAGUGAACUGAUUUCAAAUGUUCUGAUGCAUAAUUGUCAUUUUCAUUUUGUUCAUAAUAAAUUACACUGCCACUCUCA